UAAUAUUGAGCAAAUACAUUAUAUAACUUGUUUUGAUAUAAUAAGAGAUUUAAUUGAAAAAAAAAUCCAUGUAACUAUCAUAAUGAUUUUCCCCAACAAAGUUUUCUGUGAGAAAAUGUCUCUCUUUGGACAGCUGAACAUCAAAGAAACAAGACUAAUUUCUGUAGGUAGCUGAAUGUUUGUUGAUUGACUUUCCUUGCAGACCAGAGGGCACCCACUAACAUCCAAAUACAACAAACUGGAACAGACUGUACUGUCACAUGGGAUCCCCCACCAAAACCUGGAUUUCAAGUUAUGGAGUACCAAGUGAUGGCUACAGCCCAGCUGCCUGCCAGAGAUGAUGAUGUAUGGGAAAAUGAGUAUGAUAACGUCACCAAAUCCACGGGACAAGGGACAAGGACUGCAACGUUCCAGAAGUCUUCCCCAGAUGCCACCUCACUAACAAACCUAAGGGAGCUGAGGCCCAACUCUAUCUAUCCGUUUCGAGUCAGGGCUAGGUCACAAGAUGGCUGGGGUGGAUACAGUAAAGAAGUCAACUGCACAGUGCCCCCUCUGGCAGUUCCUUUUCCACCACCUGCUCCAAUAAAAAAUGAUGACGCAGCAACUAGAGAGAGCAGUGACCGGACCAUUCCUAUGUGGCUGUAUGGAGCCCCGAAUCGCUACGGACCUGUGGGGUGCUACCAGGUUGUGGUCAUUGAGCUGAAAAAUGGAGCAACAACUGAUGAACUGCCAGCACCACAAAACCUGGAAGUGUUCAACAAUUACAGCCAGGCAGCCGCCAAUUACAGCCAAUCAGCCGGAAAAAAUUACAUCGCCUAUGUAGCUGCCGCUCAUAGAGGGUGA
This is a messenger RNA of Branchiostoma floridae (Florida lancelet), 843 nucleotides long. RefSeq lists its product as uncharacterized. The record is from RefSeq and is a predicted model, not a curated record. The transcript is spliced from 4 exons. NCBI's taxonomy places the organism in Eukaryota, Metazoa, Chordata, Leptocardii, Amphioxiformes, Branchiostomatidae. Gene Ontology annotation, molecular function: protein binding. The coding region runs from base 295 to 843 and encodes 182 amino acids.